AUCGAUUCCUAUCCCUGCUGCUGUAUCGAUGUUCUCUGUGAUCGCUACCAGCAGCUGUUUGCGGAAGUGGCUACUUGACUUUUGUCUGUGAGUAAAAGCGUAUUGAUGCAUCUGGCAGCCGGAGGUUGACACUCGCUAGAUACAAAGUAAAGCAGCUGUAAAGUAUGAUAAAAGUCUGAAAAUCUGAGAAGAGGUUUACACACUGCAAGUGCAAAGCAACGCAACGUAACGUAACAGGAUGCAAACGGGAGCCAUGGUGGCCCCGGAGCAGCCACAGGGGAGUGCUGCCGCAGUGACAGGUGAGCGGGGGGAUCUGGCUGAACUGGCCCAUGGGGAUGGUGGGGUCCCUGAGCUGCCAGAACUCCACAGCCCCAAACCACAGACCUUCGAUCUCUUCAACAUGGUAAUCUCUUUCAAGAGGAUGGAGAUCUUCCUGGAGCCCCUCACUGACACCUGGGAGCUGGUCAAGUACUUACUGAGGUGGAGAAUGCCUGUCUGUUCGCUGCUCUGCUGUCUCAUAUUGAACAUCAUCUUUCUAACACUGAGUGAAGUGGCCUGGUUUUCCCUGCUCCUGCUGGGUAUCUCAGCCCCAGCUGUGCUGGGGUACAUACAGGACUGCUCCCAAGAGAGCCCUUCAGAGCUGGUCCUGCAGAGGAAACGGCACCACGCUGUCCAGCGGCAGGACCUCCAGACCGUGCAUCUGAGCAGAGAGGAGGCACUGCUGGAGGUCAAGGGGCUGUUGGUGCAGUUGGAUGAUAUUCUGUCACGAGCUUGUCUCUCUGCAGAGUCUGUAUACCGAGUGCUGUACUGGGAGAACCACAACACCUCCUUCCUGUUCUAUGGGGGGCUCCUGACUGCACUCUGCCUGUGGUAUAUGGUCCCUUUCUGCUGGAUCCUGGCACUGGUUAACAGUGCCCUCUAUCUGUGGAACAGAGAAUUUGUGCGAGUUGUACUGGAGUACAGGGAGUCCUUUCACCAGAGACGGCUCAAACCCAAGGAAGGAGAUGGUGAAAACAUGGAACCGGAGCUAGCAUCUUUUAUGGACCGGACUCCAACACCUACCAGUGUAGAGGAUCUGUCCCCAGGGAGUGUUGAUGAGGCAGAAGAGGCGGAGCCUGAUGAUGAGUUUAAAGAUGCGAUUGAGGAGCAACAGCAGCUAAUUCUGCCGGAGCAACAGCUGAUAUUACCGGAGGACGAUGAAGUCCCACAAUGCACUGCUGAUUUUGAUCUUGGGGUUACCGACAUUGGCCUGCUAAGCAGAAAUGAGCCAAUCAGGAGCAAAGUUUCCAAACUGACUGAGAAGCUGCGGAAGCGCUAUCCUACAAACAACUGCGGCAAUUGCUCCAGCUGCAACGCCGUCUUUUCUGUGCUGAAGAAGAGACGGAGCUGCAGCAACUGUGGAAACAGCUUCUGCUCAAGGUGCUGCUCGUACAAAGUCCUCAAGUCCAGCAUGGGGGCCACCGCUCCUGAGGCCCAGAGGGAAACAGUGUUUGUAUGCAGCCCCUGCAACCAGAGCCUGAGCAAGAAGGAAUAGAAUCCACCAUCAUCCCAUCUCUCUCUCUCUCUCCCCCCCUACCUGUAUCCCCUAACCUUUAAUCAUGUCCAUUCCUUCUCACUCAGCUAGGGCUAGGACAUUUUCAAUCUCAUUUCCAGUGUAUAAGGGAAGCCAAACAUGGUGGUAUUGGAUCUCAACAUGUAUAUUCUCUGUCAGCAUUUUCAUACUUUUUUAACAAGCAAUUUCAAGUAUUGUACACAUUUGUAGGAUUGAGCCCUGCAGUAGAAAGAAAGCACUGUUGGUGGUCUGGUCCUGGUCAAAAAAAGAAAAAAAAGUUUAAAUAAUAAGCAUGUAAAUAUAAAGUGUACAGUAUAUAUGGAGAUUAGUGUAGCUUUGUCAGUGAGUUCAUCCUUGCAGUUGUGAAUCACUAUUACUGUUACUUUUUCCACAUCCUCUGACAUUAAUUGUAAGCAGAGGUAAUGCAAGACUAUCAGCAGUUGUUAACUUUCAUGUACACUCGGUGAAACAAAUAAACUAUGAUUAUGAUGUGCUAUACAGUACCACAAAUAUCCUGGACGGUAAAUUAUUCAUUUUAAGAAAGUUAGUCACUGAAUGUAAAAGCCUGUGAGGAAUAUGUCUUGUGCUUUAUUUAUGUUUUAUUUAUUUAUAUGUUUGUUUUAAGGGUACAUUUUCUGUGGUGAUUUAAUUCUGUUUUUAGUUUUAUUCUGGUAACGCUCACCCUUCACAAUAAAUACAGAUGGCAAUGAG
This is a messenger RNA of Acipenser ruthenus (sterlet), 2263 nucleotides long. Its product is annotated as protrudin-like. Gene Ontology annotation, cellular component: growth cone membrane; endoplasmic reticulum tubular network. The transcript has 14 exons. Gene Ontology annotation, molecular function: metal ion binding. Gene Ontology annotation, biological process: positive regulation of axon extension; vesicle-mediated transport; neurotrophin TRK receptor signaling pathway. NCBI's taxonomy places the organism in Eukaryota, Metazoa, Chordata, Actinopteri, Acipenseriformes, Acipenseridae. Bases 239 to 1534 code for a protein of 431 amino acids. The record is from RefSeq and is a predicted model, not a curated record.